Messenger RNA from Closterium sp. Naga37s-1, 1662 nucleotides. NCBI's taxonomy places the organism in Eukaryota, Viridiplantae, Streptophyta, Zygnematophyceae, Desmidiales, Closteriaceae. The record is from the annotation of a GenBank genome assembly.
AUGUUUACCUUAGCGUCGAAUGCGUUCCGCGCAAGUGAUCCGUUCCUAGUCUUUCGCACCUCUCUGCUUCCCCUCCGACUUCUUUCUAUCCAGUCACUUCUUUGUCUCCCGUACUUACCCCUCUCAACCCCCCCCCCUCAUCCCCUCCCACACCCCUCUCAUCCCCUCUCCCCCAUUCUCAUCCCCUCUCCCGCCCUCUCAUCCCCUCUCCCCCCAUCUCAUCCCCUCCCCCCUUUUCAUCCCCUCUCCCGCCCUCUCAUCCCCUCUCCCGCCCUCUCAUCCCCUCUCCCCCCUCUCAUCCCCUCCCCCCUCUCUCGUCCCCUCUCCCCCCUCUCAUCUCCUUUUUCCCCCUCUCUCAUCCCCUCUCCCACCCUCUCAUUCCCUCUCCUAACCUCUCAUUCGCUCUCCCACCCUCUCCUUUUCUCUCAUCCCCUCUCCUUCCCUCUCAUCCCCUCUCCCACCCUCUCUCACCCUCUCGUUCCCUCUCAUCCCUUUUCCCACCCUCUCCUUCCCUCUCAUCCCCUCUCCCACCCUCUCCUUUCCUCUCAUCCCCUCCCCCACCCUCUCCUUCCCUCUCAUCCCCUCUCCCGCCCUCUCAUCCCCUCUCCCCCCUCUCAUCCCCUCUCCUUUCCUCUCAUCCCCUCUCCCACCCACCCUCUCCUUCCCUCUCAUCCCCUCUCCCACCUUCUCCUUUCCUCUUAUCCCCUCUCCUACCCUCUCCUUCCCUCUUAUCCCCUCUCCCUCCCUCUCAUCCCCUCUCCCACCCUCUCCUUCCCUCUCAUCCCCUCGCCCACCCCCUCUCCUUCCCUCUCAUCCCCUCACCCACCCUCUCCGUCCCUCUCAUCCCCUCGCCCACCCUCUCCUUCCCUCGUCCCCUCUCACCCUGCUCUUCCUGCCAAUUGUCCGCAUCCUUCCUGCCAGCUCAUCCUCUCUCCCUCCCCUCCUGCUACGCGCUCCUCACUCCCAGUCCCCCGCUUCUUCCCCUCCCUGCGCUGCCAUCAUCCACGCCACCCCGCCUGCAGGACUGCCGUGGCAGCAACGCUUCUCCCAACCGCACACGCGCCAUCCGCCUCACCCAUCCUCCCUCCUCCCGCACCCCCCUCCCUCUCCACACCCACCUCCACCACUCCCCACCCCUCCCCGCCUCUCUCCUCCUCCUCCUCCUCUCCCCACUCCUCCCUCUUCACCCAAACCAUCCCCUUCACCGUCCGCCCUCUCAUCUCCGCGCCUCUCCCCACCUCCUCCUCCAUCACCCCCACCUCACCCGCCCUCCCCUUCACCCCCAACCGCACCUUCGUGCAGCUGCGCACCAACCUCCAAGUCGCCGACAACUCGGGCGCGCGCCGCGUGCAGUGCAUCAAAGUCCUGCGCGGGCGCGCGCCCAACGCGGCGGGCCUGGGCGACGUGAUCAUCGCGUCGGUGAAAGACGCGGAGCCGCGGGGGAAGGUGCGCAAGGGGGAGGUGGUGACGUGCGUGGUGGUGCGCGCCGCCACGCACCACAAGCGCAAGGAUGGGACCGAGGUGCGGUUUGAUGGGCCGGCGGCUGUGGUGAUCAGCAAGGCAGGGGAGCCGGUGGGGACGCGCGUGUUUGGGCCGGUGCCUCAUGAGCUGAGGGCGCGCAAGAUGCUGAAGCUGCUCACCCUCGCACAGCACGUCAUAUAA